AUGGCCGACCACGCCACUGACAAAGCUGAACCUCUCGAGGCCCCUGCAAGUGGCACCAACCACAAUCAGGCCAGCAUAGAACCUCCUGUAUCUCACACCGGGACUCCAGAACAUCAGGCUGCAGCACCCAAAGAAGAUACGGGCACCUCGAUCAACCGUGCGGGAAGCGCCAAAAAGCAAACUCGAACUCCUGCGGUGUUCAGUGCCGUCACUGAGGACAACAUUAGGGAGAUGAUGAAUAACGCUCGUAAAGUGCUUCAAGAAAACGGAAACUCGACCAAGGCAGGAAGUGAUUUCGCAGGCAUGGCAUUGCUUGCCACGAAUCUCGUGCAACUGAUGAACGCCUCUUUCAUUGCCACUGACACCAUUGUUCGCGCCGUUGCCUACAUGAGAGGUGACAGUCAGCUUUCUGCUCGGAGUGCCAUCUUUCAAGCUAGGCGAGACCGUCGUGCGCAGAAGGAAGCCGAGCAACCGCUCAGUGAAGUGAAGAACAGAUCAUUGACCAAUGCUACUCCAGGUGUUGUUAGAGCAGGGCGAGAUUCCACCUUGUCACAUGCAAAUUCAACCUCCAACAAUACGAAAGUCAGUACUGAUCUCGGCCCAACCCAGGGAAACACUGCACCGGUCAGUGAGGAUCAGCAGCAGAAACCACAGUCGCUUCAGACCAACCCUAUUAAGAAGAAGAAUCGGCGUAACUGGAACAACCGACGCUCUAUGCGGAAGCUAAAGAAUAGUGUUCACCCGGAGGUGCAAGAGAACAAGAUGAGUGUGACGGCUAGUACAGUCAAUGAGGUGAAAGAAUCAAAGGAGGCUGUGGAUAAGAAGGCAGCAACGGGCGAGCACAAGCCUGAGACAUCCGGAUCAGAGACUGCUGUUGAGCGUGACGGUGCGGUUGUACCUGUCAAGGCAUAA
This is a messenger RNA of Fonsecaea nubica, 912 nucleotides long. RefSeq lists its product as hypothetical. The transcript is spliced from 2 exons. The record is from RefSeq and is a predicted model, not a curated record. The coding region runs from base 1 to 912 and encodes 303 amino acids. NCBI's taxonomy places the organism in Eukaryota, Fungi, Ascomycota, Eurotiomycetes, Chaetothyriales, Herpotrichiellaceae.